AUGGCGAGCGAAAAGCAGCUGCCAUGGGGCUAUCGAUGGCGCUCAUCCCGAAGCUUCAUCAUCUGUACUAUUAUUAUCGCCUUGUUUGCUGAAACCUUCCUAUAUGGCUUCGUGGUUCCCAUCUUAAGUUAUAUGCUCGAAGCUCGUCUUCGCAUGGACGCAUCCAGCACCCAGCGGAUGACCACUGCUGUCCUCACCGUCCAUGGCUUUGUAUCUCUGGUCUCUGCGCCCAUCAUUGCCCAUUUUGCGGAUAAGACGCCGAACCGCAAGAUCCCGCUCCUGCUCGCUCUUGCAGGAUGCUUUGCAGGUACUGUUUUAGUGGCCUCCACUUUUUCCAUUGAGGCGCUUUUCAUCGGUCGGAUCUUGCAAGCGGUGUCUGGCAGCGCGACUUGGAUUGUAGGGUUUGCGACCUUGACUGACAAUGUCGGCCUGGACCAUAUGGGCACGGCGCUGGGAACGGCCAUGACCUUCGUGACAGCCGGCCAGCUCAGCGGUCCUAUCGUCGCCGGUACGCUACUGGAGUUGGUGGGAUACUGGCCGACUUGGAGCGCUCCUCUGCUGGUGCUCUGCCUGGAUAUUAUCGCACGUCUACUGAUGAUCGAAGGGCGAGAACUACCGCUUGACCGACCCAAUUCCCCAAAGCUAACGGCUCCUCGCGAGCCAGAGGAGAGCGAGAGGGCGCCCCUGCUUCCACCAUCAUCUGAUACCAAUGAGUCCCGAGAUUACAACACAGUUGCCCCAGAGACUAAACAAGUCGGAUCAUCUGGCUCCUUUUAUCGCAUCAUACUACGUGAUAUCCGCGUUGUAGCUAGUGUAGCAAACACACUUAUAUUUGCAACCCUCAUCGCCGCUUUCGAUGCCACUCUUCCCCUUCACUUGCGCGAUGUCUUUCACUGGAAUACCCUCUCCGUGGGUAUGAUUUUCCUAUCCCUCCAGGUUCCCUCUAUGUGCCUUGGCCCUCUGGUUGGGUGGCUUCGAGAUCGAGCUGGUGCCCGCUGGCCGGCGACGAUCGGCUGGGCGCUCACGGCCCCAUUGCUGUGGCUCUUGGGUGUUCCUGGCGAGAAGAAAUUCUCCUGGGCUAGCCCUGAGACGAAUGGUGAAGCCAUUUUUAUCACUAGUCUGAUUAGUAUCGGUCUUGCUUUCACCUUGAUUCGCGGCGCGGGCACGAUGCAGUUGGUUGCUGCUACCAAGGACAUGGAAGCAAAGAAUCCCAAGAUAUUCGGAGAAUUCGGUGGUAGUUCCCGGGUCUCAUCCAUAACCGAAGUGGCGUUCAGUCUGGGUUCGAUGCUAGGUCCCCUGAUUUCAGGUACUUUAUCCGAAACGGUCGGUUAUUUCUAUAUGAAUAUGGUUAUGGGUGCCAUCUGUCUUCCCGUGGCGUUAUCGUGUUUCCUGUUCUUUCGAGUUUGA
This is a messenger RNA of Aspergillus pseudonomiae, 1407 nucleotides long. Its product is annotated as MFS transporter. The transcript has 5 exons. Gene Ontology annotation, molecular function: transmembrane transporter activity. NCBI's taxonomy places the organism in Eukaryota, Fungi, Ascomycota, Eurotiomycetes, Eurotiales, Aspergillaceae. The record is from RefSeq and is a predicted model, not a curated record. Gene Ontology annotation, biological process: transmembrane transport. Bases 1 to 1407 code for a protein of 468 amino acids.